CGGCGGCGGCGGCGGCUCCGCUCCGCACUGCCCGGCGCCGCCUCGCCAUGGACGCGCGCGGGGGCGGCGGGCGGCCCGGGGAGAGCCCAGGCGCGACCCCCGCGCCGGGGCCGCCGCCGCCGCCGCCGCCGCCGCCGCCGCCCGCGCCCCCCCAGCCGCAGCCGCCGCCGCCGCCGCCCGCACCCCCCCCGGGCCCCGGGCCCGCGCCCCCCCAGCAGCCGCCCCCGCCCGAGGCGGCGGCCCCGGAGGCGGCGGCGGGGACGGACGAGGGCGGCCCGCGGGCCCGGCUCCGCAGCCGCGACAGCUCGUGCGGCCGCCCCGGAACCCCGGGCGCGACGAGCGCCGCCAAGGGCAGCCCGAAUGGCGAGUGCGGGCGCGGCGAGCCGCAGUGCAGCCCCGCGGGGCCCGAGGGCCCGGCGCGGGGGCCCAAGGUGUCGUUCUCGUGCCGCGGGGCGGCCUCGGGGCCCGCGCCGGGGCCGGGGCCGGCGGAGGAGGCGGGCGGCGAGGAGGCGGGCCCGGCGGGGGAGCCGCGCGGCAGCCAGGCCAGCUUCAUGCAGCGCCAGUUCGGCGCGCUCCUGCAGCCCGGCGUCAACAAGUUCUCGCUGCGGAUGUUCGGCAGCCAGAAGGCCGUGGAGCGCGAGCAGGAGCGCGUCAAGUCGGCGGGGGCCUGGAUCAUCCACCCGUACAGCGACUUCAGGUUCUACUGGGACUUCACCAUGCUGCUGUUCAUGGUGGGGAACCUCAUCAUCAUCCCGGUGGGCAUCACCUUCUUCAAGGACGAGACCACCGCCCCGUGGAUCGUGUUCAACGUGGUCUCGGACACCUUCUUCCUCAUGGACCUGGUGCUGAACUUCCGCACGGGCAUCGUGAUCGAGGACAACACGGAGAUCAUCCUGGACCCCGAGAAGAUCAAGAAGAAAUACCUGCGCACGUGGUUCGUGGUGGACUUCGUGUCCUCCAUCCCCGUGGACUACAUCUUCCUCAUCGUGGAGAAGGGCAUCGACUCCGAGGUCUACAAGACGGCGCGCGCUCUGCGCAUCGUGCGCUUCACCAAGAUCCUGAGCCUCCUGCGGCUGCUGCGCCUGUCGCGCCUGAUCCGCUACAUCCACCAGUGGGAGGAGGUGAGGGAGCCAGGCAUGGUGAACCACUCGUGGAGCGAGCUGUACUCCUUCGCGCUCUUCAAGGCCAUGAGCCACAUGCUGUGUAUCGGGUACGGCCGGCAGGCGCCCGAGAGCAUGACGGACAUCUGGCUGACCAUGCUCAGCAUGAUCGUGGGCGCCACCUGCUACGCCAUGUUCAUCGGCCACGCCACCGCGCUCAUCCAGUCGCUGGACUCUUCACGGCGCCAGUACCAGGAGAAGUACAAGCAGGUGGAGCAGUACAUGUCCUUCCACAAGCUGCCGGCCGACUUCCGCCAGAAGAUCCACGAUUACUACGAGCACCGCUACCAGGGCAAGAUGUUCGAUGAGGACAGCAUCCUGGGCGAGCUCAACGGGCCCCUGCGGGAGGAGAUUGUCAACUUCAACUGCCGGAAGCUGGUGGCCUCCAUGCCGCUGUUCGCCAACGCCGACCCCAACUUCGUCACGGCCAUGCUGACCAAACUCAAGUUCGAGGUCUUCCAGCCGGGCGACUACAUCAUCCGCGAGGGCACCAUCGGGAAGAAGAUGUACUUCAUCCAGCACGGCGUGGUCAGCGUGCUCACCAAGGGCAACAAGGAGAUGAAGCUCUCCGACGGCUCCUACUUCGGGGAGAUCUGCCUGCUCACGCGGGGCCGGCGCACGGCGAGCGUGCGGGCCGACACCUACUGCCGCCUCUAUUCGCUGAGCGUGGACAACUUCAACGAGGUGCUGGAGGAGUACCCCAUGAUGCGGCGCGCCUUCGAGACGGUGGCCAUCGACCGCCUGGACCGCAUCGGCAAGAAGAACUCCAUCCUCCUGCACAAGGUGCAGCAUGACCUCAACUCGGGCGUAUUCAACAACCAGGAGAACGCCAUCAUCCAGGAGAUCGUCAAGUACGACCGCGAGAUGGUGCAGCAGGCCGAGCUGGGCCAGCGCGUGGGCCUCUUCCCGCCGCCGCCGCCGCCGCAGGUCACCUCCGCCAUCGCCACGCUGCAGCAGGCCGUGGCCAUGAGCUUCUGCCCGCAGGUGGCUCGGCCGCUCGUGGGGCCGCUAGCGCUCGGCUCUCCGCGCCUGGUGCGCCGUCCGCCCCCGGGGCCUGCACCUGCUGCCGCCUCGCCGGGGCCCCUGCCCCCCGCCAGCUCCCCAGGCGCGCCCGCCAGCCCCCGGGCACCGCGGACCUCGCCCUACGGCGGCUCCCCCGCCACCCCCCUCGCCGGGCCCGCCCUGCCUGCGCGCCGUCUGAGCCGCGCGUCGCGCCCAUUGUCCGCCUCGCAGCCCUCGCUGCCCCACGGAGCGCCCGGCCCUGCGGCCUCAGCGCGCCCGGCGAGCAGCUCCACGCCGCGCCUGGGGCCCACACCCGCCGCCAGGGCCGCCGCACCCAGCCCGGACCGCAGGGACUCGGCCUCGCCCGGCCCCGCCGGUGGCCUGGACCCCCAGGACUCCGCGCGCUCGCGCCUCUCAUCCAACUUGUGACCCUUGCCCACCGCCCCGCGCGCCCAAGCGGGCCGGGGGCGGGGCCGUCAUCCAGACCAAAGCCAUGCCAUUGCGCUGCCCCGGCCGCCAACCUGCCCAGAAGCCAUAGACAGACGUAGGUAGCCGUAGUCGGACGGACGGGCCGGUGGGGCAGCCCCCUCUGCACCCCCGGCCGUCCCCCCUCAUCGCCCUGCGCCCACCCCCAUCGCCCCUGCCCCCGGCGGCAGCCUCGCGUGCGAGGGGGCUCCCUUCACCUCGGUGCCUCAGUUCCCCCAGCUGUAAAAUGGAUGGGGCAGCCCAGUGGCCAAGAAGAGCCCGCUGUGGAGCCCCCCCAACCCCCCAAGGUGGCCCGCUGUCCGAUGAGGAUUGUUUUCUAAGUGCAAUACUCGGCCCGCUGGCUUCCCGCUGCCCCCAUCGCGCUCACGCAAUAACCGGCCCAGCCCCGUCACCUGGCG
Messenger RNA from Cebus imitator (Panamanian white-faced capuchin), 3046 nucleotides. RefSeq names its product hyperpolarization activated cyclic nucleotide gated potassium and sodium channel 2 (gene HCN2). NCBI's taxonomy places the organism in Eukaryota, Metazoa, Chordata, Mammalia, Primates, Cebidae. The record is from RefSeq and is a predicted model, not a curated record. Bases 48 to 2591 code for a protein of 847 amino acids. Gene Ontology annotation, cellular component: membrane. Gene Ontology annotation, molecular function: monoatomic ion channel activity. The transcript has 8 exons. Gene Ontology annotation, biological process: monoatomic ion transport; transmembrane transport.